AUGUCAAAAGUCCAACGCGUCCUGUUUAAAAGCCCUUCAGCGUUGACACUUCUUCAGUGCAAGGUCGACAACAUGAUCAAGUUCCUCAUUUUGGCUGGAUUUGUCGCCACAGUCGCGGGAAAAGCGACUUUCAUCAAUGCGAAGCCGUCGCCUCAAGACUUUGCCGACCUUGUAAAAACUUCUAAACUGGGGUUAUCUCCUUUCUGCUCAACCUGCGAACAGGUCAUCAACGCCAUCAAGGGGCCAUUGGAGGCUCUCACCGAACUCUCCAAAGAGGAGGUUGAAGCUGCUGUGGAGGUAUUCUUAUUGCGUUUACAGGAGAAGUUGUUUAUAAUAAGUGUGACGCUUAGAUUUUGAUGAAACUUGCGUGAAAUUUAGAGAUACUUUAGAAAGAUAUAUGAUCAGAAACGACCGAGAUUUUUAGGUAAAAAGUUGGCAAGAAUGUGACAUUUUUUUGCAAAUUUUGAUAUUAAAAAUUUCAUACCUUUUUCUACCCCAGCCGGUAAUGUCACCACCGAAAAUCAACUUUUCCCGCACGAAACCGGCAAAGAUAUGGACCAAAAACAUUUUUAUCUCUGGCCGCUCUGCCUUUCGCGUACACUCUCGUCUCAAAAAUCUUUGAAUAUCCCGGCUACGCCUAUAAAGCGCAAUCUAAAACUUUCAGUAAUUGAUAUGCAGCCUAAAGCCCAAAAAAAAUCUGAGCGUCGCACUUGAAAAUCGUUCCUUACUUUGCUUAAUUUUCCACUUGUUUUUCAGACCGCCUGUGACGAGGUUGUCGGCCCACUAGGCCCUGUUUGUGCCAGCUUCAUCGAUCGAGAGAUCGACGUGUUGUACAAGGUAAUCGAGCAAGAUGAAGACAACAUCAACGCGGAGGAAUGUUGCGCCGCAAUCAGCCUCUGCUGA
Messenger RNA from Bursaphelenchus xylophilus (pine wood nematode), 903 nucleotides. Lineage: Eukaryota; Metazoa; Nematoda; Chromadorea; Rhabditida; Aphelenchoididae. The record is from the annotation of a GenBank genome assembly.